UGUUGUGAUAGAUCAACUAGAUUGCCAUACAUUUCAGGAACACGACUUGCUAAUGCCCAACAAGAUAUGAUAUGCUCUGCAGAACCAAGAAAAUAUUCAUGCGCUGAUAUAACCUGUUUAAUGCAGCCAAGAAUCUACAACAUGUUGGGACAACAGAAGUGUCUAACCUACUUUUAUAUUGGAAGAAUUACAGUUCAGAUUCUGAGAGGCUAAGAUUGAAAUUGAGAUGUUUCCACUACCAACUCUGGUGCUUGUAUCUAUGCACCCCAGUUUCUCUGUCCCACUGCUCUGGAUUUGUUGAUGUAUGCUCAACCUCAUUCAUUAUCACCACCUUGAAUUCAAUUGCAGAACAGUUGUAGUGAGAAAUUAUGUAUAAGUUAGUGCAUAUCUUAGGGAUACUAGAGGCCAAGCAUUUGUUACCUAUGUCAGAUCUGACAGGACAUUAUUCACGCUAUUAGACAUUGACUGAGAGGCAAUGCAGAUACUUUGGGGCUCAGCACUAACAAACUGCUUCCUGACCAUCUCAGAGCUGAAACAGAUUUGGCAGCUGGAAGAAUCCCUCUUUGCACCCACCCUUGCCCUGCCCACUACCGCCACCAACCAGGUGGAUAUUCUGGGGAGAAUUUUGUGAAUAAUUUUGUUUUUAUUCCUAGAAACAUUCCUUAUUUGUAAAGUUUGCAUUUUCAGUAUAUUUCUAAAUUAUUGUCUUUAGUAUAAGAUUUUUGUGUCAUCCGUUAGUCUCGCGAGACCAUGGAUCUGCGCUUGGAAAGUCUAUUGGAGUGUCCUCUCCAGGGCGCAGGCCUGGGCAAGGUUGUAUGGAAGACCGGCAGUUGCCCAUGCUGCAAGUCUCCCCUCUCCACGACACCGAUGUUGUCCAAGGGAAGGGCAAGGGUCGAUACAGCUUGGCACCAGUGUCGUCGCAGGAGUUGCCAGAGCGAGGUUGAAGGCAACAUCGGACUGCCUUAGGGACUCCAGCUCCGGGUUUGUCCUCAGGGUUUACUCCCGAAGCCUUUCCUAUUUUCAGGCACAAUGAAUUGGUCUUUUCUUCAAGGCCUCCUCAGCGGGGUGAAUAGAUACUCGACAGGGUUCGGCCGGAUAUGGCUGUCUGUCGUCUUCCUCUUCCGAGUGCUGGUGUAUGUGGUGGCAGCAGAAAAAGUCUGGGGUGAUGACCAAAAAGACUUUGAGUGCAACACCAAGCAGCCUGGCUGUAAAAAUGUUUGCUUUGACCACUUCUUCCCGAUCUCGCACAUUCGGCUUUGGGCGCUCCAGCUCAUAUUCGUCUCCACUCCAUCCCUGCUGGUGGUCAUGCACGUAGCUUACAGAGAAGAGAGGGAGAGGAAGAACAAGAAGAAAUAUGGUGAGAACUGUCAUACUCUUUACCAAGACACAGGGAAGAAGAAAGGAGGACUGUGGUGGACUUACAUAAUCAGCCUUGUGUGUAAAGCAGCAAUUGACAUAGGGUUCCUGUACAUACUUCAUAACAUAUAUAAAAACUUUGACUUGCCUCGUCUGGUUAAGUGUAAACAGGAUCCCUGCCCCAACACCGUUGACUGCUUCAUUGCCAGACCCACUGAGAAACGAAUCUUCACUUUAUUUAUGGUUGUCACUUCAGGCAUCUGUGUUCUCUUAAACGUUUCUGAAUUUCUGUACCUUGUAACCAAGAGAAUCAUAACUGAGUGCUGUAGGACAGGGUGACGAAGACACACAAACUACAGCACAAAAAAUUCAAUGACCUUGUUUGACAAAUCAUCUGAAGCAGCUUACAAUUUAGAGAGCAAGGCUUACCGUGCAAACCAAAAUUCAAAUGCGAUCCUUCACUUGAAUUCAUAAGCCAGAAAUCAGGUCCACAAUUAUCCUCAUUUGAAUAUGCAGAACUUUUUAAACAUUGGCAAUAGCAAUAGUGGUAUACAUUGUAUUUUUCUUUGUCUUAUACUUCACAGAGCUUAACAAACUAUGCUUUACCAUUGGCUCUCAAGCUCCAAUAAUGAAGGUCAUAUCAUUUUGCUAUGAAGUUUCAUCACAUUCAGUGGAUCUGCAAAUCUUACCCCUAGCCUCUGCUGUCAGUCAAACUAAAGCACUUUGUCUGAGCAUUUUAAAUGAGCAAAUGACUGUUCAAUGUCUGUUUAAAUUUGUUUGGCUAUAUUUGAGACAGUAGGCCAGUAUUAAGAACUUCUGGACUCCCAAAAUGGAGAGUACAUUAUUAACAAUAAUGUAGAAAAUGGGCAAAGUAAUUAGGAAAAUUAAAUUAUAGUAAAGGAUAAUACAUUUCAGGAAUAACUUACUACCAAAGAACAUUUUGAUAAACAAUAUAAGCAAACCGGAAAGUAAAUGCUAAACAAUCAUCUUGUCAAACAAGGGUUAUUCCCUAUCAUUGCUAACUGGUGUUGCAUUUCCAGUCCCUCAUCAUCAGAAUGAUGGGAGUUACUGUGACAAAGAACUCAGUUUUACCAAACACAUCACUGCUAUGAUGACUGGAGCAAGGUAGAGGCUAGUUAUUCUGAUAGCACAGAACCAUUUCAUCCACUUCAAGGCACCUAUCAGGUGUCUUAUGGAAUACUCUGCAGCAGGCUGAAUGAGUACAGCCUCAGCAAGAUUCUGGGAUUGAAAAGCUUGUCAUAUGAGGAGCAUUCAAUAGCUCUGGGUCUCUAGUCACUGCAAUAUUGUCAGUGAUUUGUGGUGCUCGAUAAUGCAUUAUUUACUGCAGAAAUAAUUCAACAUAACUUAAUAUGUAACCUGGGAUAUGCAUAUUUUAUAUGCUUUAUGUGCACAUACACAGUGAUAGAUACUUUCUUCAUUUUACACUGCCACUCAUUUUACUGAGGAGAGUAUAUAUUAGCUUCAUUUAGGGUCUUAAAAACUGGUUUUCAAUUUCAUGUCCAGAGAAGAUGCUGAAAAGUUGCUGGCUUAUACUAAAUAUCCACAUGAAUUGCACAAUAACAUCAAAGUUCUGAGCUAUUGAAAUGUUAUUGAGGCCUUGCCCUGGGCCACAUGCUUGGCUUAAAUUCAUUGCAACAUGGGGAAGAAAUGGAUAUGGUUAAAUUCUUUGGAUAAUCUGAUAAACUGUACUAACCAACCAUUAACAAGGCUCAGUCACUUGGAGAAAACUAUUGAGAUAAACUUAUCAACAAAUGAACAACUGUCUUAAUGACGGAUUACAAGGAGAUAGAAGAAUUUUCCAAAAGAAUGCUUAGAGGGUUUAUUUCAUGUUCCUGCUUGUACCAGGAACUUCAUUCGUGUCAAUAAUACUUCUUUAAGGAAUGCAUUUGUUCUUCAUUUAUUGUAAAAGUAAACCAGUGUAUUUUAACUGAUUUAUAUUGCAAUGUGCCACAUUAAAGAUUUAAGAUUUUUGUAAGUGUGUGGUUUAAUUGGAUUUUUAUUCUCAGACAUCAAUGCUGCAAAUUAUGUAUAUUAAACCAGCUUGGAUUUAAAGGUG
This is a messenger RNA of Hypanus sabinus (Atlantic stingray), 3433 nucleotides long. Its product is annotated as gap junction beta-4 protein-like. The record is from RefSeq and is a predicted model, not a curated record. Gene Ontology annotation, cellular component: connexin complex. Lineage: Eukaryota; Metazoa; Chordata; Chondrichthyes; Myliobatiformes; Dasyatidae. Bases 1030 to 1695 code for a protein of 221 amino acids. The transcript is spliced from 2 exons. Gene Ontology annotation, biological process: cell communication.